Messenger RNA from Cynoglossus semilaevis (tongue sole), 2288 nucleotides. RefSeq names its product tec protein tyrosine kinase (gene tec). The record is from RefSeq and is a predicted model, not a curated record. Gene Ontology annotation, molecular function: ATP binding; protein binding; protein tyrosine kinase activity. The coding region runs from base 162 to 2105 and encodes 647 amino acids. The transcript has 18 exons. NCBI's taxonomy places the organism in Eukaryota, Metazoa, Chordata, Actinopteri, Pleuronectiformes, Cynoglossidae. Gene Ontology annotation, biological process: intracellular signal transduction; protein phosphorylation.
UGUGUGUGUGUUCCUCCCACUCUCUCUUCAUUUCCUGACUUCUUCGUCUUUUGACUUUUGUCUCAGUGAGAACAGAAUGACAUGAGCCACGACUGAAUCAGAACCAAGCCAACCUCUGAUGAUCAAUCACCCAUGGGCUUUGGGCUGUGUGCAGCGCCACCAUGAGUUCUGAGCUGAUACUGGAGGAGACACUGACCAAGCGCUCACAGCAGAAGAAGAGGACGUCGCCACUGAACUACAAGGAGCGGUUGUUUGUGCUGACGAAGAGCAGCCUAGCAUACUAUGACAGAAAAGCAGAGAAAAAGUUCCGGAGAGGCCUAAUCGAACUGAGUCUGAUCAGAUGUGUGGAGAUCGUGAGGAGCAACGGAGAACUCAUCCCCUGCCACAACAAAUACCCUUUCCAGGUGGUGCAUGACACUAAUAUACUUUACAUUUUCGCUCCGAACCACGACAGUAGAACCAUCUGGGUCCAGAGACUGAAGGAAGAAAUCAAAGACAACCCCUCAGUCUUGGCAAAGUUUCAUCCCCAGUUCUGGCAGGAGGGGUCGUGGCUCUGCUGCCGGCAGAUGGAGAAACAGGCUCCAGGCUGUGAGAAGUACAACCCUUAUGGAGACAUUACCAGGAAACCUUUACCCCCCGUUCCUGGGGAAAGUAAAGACAGGAUGCAGCAACAGCGGCCUCAAUCCUCACUUCCUCCCUGUCCUGAUGGUGAACAAGGAGGUGAUGAAGGGGAGCAGGAGGUGGUGACGGAGAAAAAGGAGGAGGUGGUGGUGGCUCUGUACGACUUCCCCGGCGCAGAACCACACGACCUUCGUCUGGUCAAAGGGCUCGAAUACGUCAUCCUGGAAAAGUGCGACAUCAACUGGUACAAGGCAAGAAACAAGUACGGUGAGGAAGGCUACAUCCCCAGUAACUACAUUACAGAGAAGAAGUUGGGGAAUCUCAUGCAGUUUGUUUGGUACAGUAAACAUGUGAACAGGAACAAAGCUGAGGAGCUGCUCAGGAAGGAGGACAAGGAGGGUGCCUUCAUCGUUAGAGACUCCAGCAAUCCUGAAACCUACACCAUCUCCGUCUAUGCUAAGUCUCUUCACACUGGUGAUGGAGGAGCAGCAAUUAAACACUACCGCAUCAAGAAGACGCAGGAGUCUCCUCCUCAGUUUUACCUUGCUGAGAAACACCUGUUCAGCUCCAUCCCCGAACUCAUUGACUACCACAAACACAACGCUGCGGGUCUUGUAGCGAGGCUCAGGUAUCCUGUCGGGAAGUCGGCCCCGUCCACAGCUGGUUUUAGCUACGAGAAGUGGGAAAUCAAUCCCAGGGAGCUGACCUUCAUGAAGGAGCUGGGAAGUGGACAGUUUGGCGUAGUCAGGCUUGGAAAAUGGCGGGCUCAACACAAGGUGGCGAUCAAGGCCAUCCGGGAGGGAGCCAUGUUUGAGGAGGACUUUAUCGAAGAGGCCAAGGUCAUGAUGAAACUUUCCCACCCUAAGCUGGUCCAGCUCUAUGGACUGUGCAGCCAGCAGCGACCCAUCUACAUCGUCACUGAGUUCAUGGAGCUGGGCUGUUUGCUGAACUUCCUCCGACAGCGGUGCGGUGGCUUCAACAUUGGCUCCCUGCUGAGUAUAUGCCUGGAUGUCAGCGAGGGCAUGGAGCACCUGGAGGCCAAUGGAUUCAUUCAUAGAGACCUGGCAGCGAGAAACUGUUUGGUGAGUGACACCAUGGUAGUGAAGGUGUCCGACUUUGGAAUGACCAGGUACGUGUUGGACAACAUGUAUACCAGCUCGUCCAGUGCCAAGUUCUGUGUGAAGUGGUCUCCUCCAGAAGUCUUUCACUUCUGCACGUUCAGCAGCAUGUCGGACGUCUGGUCCUAUGGCGUGGUAAUGUGGGAGGUUUUCACCGAGGGUCAGAUGCCAUUUGAGCAACAGCUGAACCAUGAGGUUGUGACUCUGGUCACUAGAGGACACAGACUUCACAGACCAAAAAUGGCCCCACCCUUUAUCUAUGACAUCAUGCAGAAGUGCUGGCAUAAGAAACCAGAGGAGCGUCCAUCGUUCUCUCAGAUCUGUGUCAUGAUUGCUGAUGCUCUGGAGGGUGACCUCACAGAUUGACCAACUGGACCAUACACGUUUUAGUGACCAAUCAAAAGCACAGUUUUAAAUAGCUCAUAAACAACAGAGAAGACACCUCAAGCCGACGGACGGACAGAAUGUUUUUCUAGGUCAUUGAAUUUUGGACCAAGUCCAUUGUAAUUCACAUAAAUGAUGUCCCUCUUAUAAAAGAGUCCAAAAGUG